Molecule: messenger RNA, 1374 nt
Organism: Camarhynchus parvulus
Lineage: Eukaryota; Metazoa; Chordata; Aves; Passeriformes; Thraupidae
Product: inositol 1,4,5-trisphosphate receptor-interacting protein-like 1
Exons: 1
Coding region: 1-1374 (457 amino acids)
Cellular component (GO): membrane
Source: RefSeq, a predicted model, not a curated record
AUGAAGGUGCAUGCAGAGCAGCAGGAACUGGAAAGGUUUUGGCUGGAGUGGGAGAUGGAGCAGUUGGCCCUGGAGCAAAGUGGAGUGGGGAAGUAUUUGCAGCUCUUAGCUGUUGCUCUGCUGCUGGUCCUUCUCUUGGCCCUAUGGUUUAUGGGGUGCAAAAGGAGCAUGAGGAGGGAGGAGCCUGAAGAAGAAAGUGUGAAUGCAAGUGAAGAUGAGGGUGGAAAUGAAGUAGAUGAUCAUGUUCAAGAGAACAUAGGAAGGAUGUUAGUGGAGCGCAUCCAGUGGCCUGUGCAGGACCUACAGGCAGGCUGUGAGUGGACAACUGACCUGAUGGACAAUUAUAUGGUUUAUUUUGGACACAUCUUGUCAAACAGUUUCUACCCAGUGCUGCAACGAGCCAUCGGGGUGGGCAGUGCCUUUGAAGGCUGGAGUCCACGUGAGCAGGAUGUGGUGUACCGCGUGCUCAUCCCCAUGACUCCUCCCCGAGGCCACAGCUUCCACCUGGAGCUGGACAGUGCAGGGCAGAGGCACGUGAGGAACUUCCGUGUCCGCGUGCAGCUGGAGUGCACCUGCACCAGGGAGCAGCAGGCUGAGAACAUGCUGUGCUUCCUGCACCACCCCGAGGAGGAGCUGAGGAGGAAUCAGGGUCCCAGCCUCCUGCACACCCUGUGCACCGGCUCCUACCUGGAUGUGCAGAAAACUGCUCGCUGGUUCUACCAGCUGGUGAGAGCAAUCUGGCCAGCUUUGCCUCAGUCACACAACUGGCACUUAGUGCUGCUUCCCUCCACACGUUCCUGCCAAUUCAAGGUGACCAACGGCAGGGAAAGCUUCAGGAUUGAGAUGCUCUUCGGGGUGCGGAGAGGUGACUCUGACAUCUUUGUGAGCAGCCAGCCAGGAUAUGCUGGAACGCCAAGCACUCUGUGGCUGGAGUCCUAUGAUGUGGCAGAGAUGAAGUUCUUCAAGCACAUUGCCAGGCAGGCCCCCCCUGACAGCUUGCACCUGAGAUGCCUGCAGUUCUUCUCCCAUCUUCAGCUGGGUAUAGGCUUUUCCACCUACACCAUGAAGACCAUUGUCAUGCACCUCCUGAACAUCAUUCCUGUGUCACAGUGGUGCAGGAGACAUUUCCUGAGGCGAUUGAUGGAUAUCAGCGAGAGACUGCUCUUAUCCUUGGAAGCGAAAUGCCUCAACCACUUUAUUGUGGGUAACCAGAGGCUUCCUGAGGAGAUCACUUUGCCCCCAGAUGUUCAAACAGCUGAGCCACCCAACCUUUUCCUUCGCCUGGUGAUGGAUCCAGUUGCCUGUUCCCAGGGGAUAGGCGAGUACUUGGAUCUGCAACGUCGGCUUGUAGCAAUCCUUAAACCUGACAAUUGA